Siniperca chuatsi (mandarin fish) is the source of this 3072-nucleotide messenger RNA. It is a transcript of the gene fpgs, whose product is annotated as folylpolyglutamate synthase. Gene Ontology annotation, molecular function: tetrahydrofolylpolyglutamate synthase activity; ATP binding. Bases 54 to 1787 code for a protein of 577 amino acids. Gene Ontology annotation, cellular component: cytosol; cytoplasm; mitochondrion. The record is from RefSeq and is a predicted model, not a curated record. Gene Ontology annotation, biological process: tetrahydrofolylpolyglutamate biosynthetic process. The transcript has 15 exons. NCBI's taxonomy places the organism in Eukaryota, Metazoa, Chordata, Actinopteri, Centrarchiformes, Sinipercidae.
AAAAAAACCUCCCAAAUUUGGCUGCCGCUUCCUGUGACGGCUCGACGUCCAUCAUGGUGUGCAUGUCGCGCGUGUGGCAGCAGGGUUGCUUGUUCGCCGCGCGGCUCCGAAACAAGGACUGGGCGUGCAGGUUGGCGGGCCUUUCUGUCAGAUAUUACAGCACCAAGACGGCACCUCAGAUACCAGGCAUGGAGUACCAGGAUGCCAUCUGCACUCUGAACACCCUGCAGACUAAUGCCAGUGCUCUGGAGCAGGUAAGACGUGAGCGGAGCCACCCUCAGCUGCAGCUCCAGGCCAUGAGAGCCUUCCUGGAACGAGCCGGCCUCACGGUGGAGGAACUAGACCAUCUCAAUAUCAUUCAUGUGACGGGAACAAAGGGCAAGGGGUCAACAUGUGCGUUUACUGAGCAGAUUUUGAGAAGUUAUGGCUUCCGCACAGGAUUCUACAGUUCCCCACAUUUGGUCCAAGUCAGGGAGAGGAUUCGAAUCAACGGGCAGCCCGUUGGAAAAGAGCUCUUCACUAAAUACUUCUGGCAGGUUUAUGGACGGCUGGAUGAAACUAAGGAUUCCCAUGGAGGGACGAUGCCGGCAUACUUCCGUUUCCUCACCAUCUUGGCCUUCCAUGUGUUUCUUCAGGAGAAGGUGGAUUUAGCUGUAAUUGAAGUUGGGAUUGGCGGAGCAUAUGACUGCACCAACAUUAUAAGGAGGCCGUGGGUGUGUGGAAUCUCCUCUCUGGGUAUAGACCACACUCAGAUUCUUGGAGAUACCAUUGAAAAGAUCGCCUGGCAAAAAGGAGGCAUCUUCAAGCCAGGGGUUCCUGCCUUCACAGUGAAACAGCCAGAAGAUGCGAUGGUUGUGCUCAGGGACAGGGCCAAAGAGAUACGAUGUCCUCUGUGGGUGUGUCCAGAGCUGGAGGACUACCAGACAGACUGUGGACCUCUGCGCCUGGGCCUGGCAGGGCAGCACCAGCACUCCAAUGCCUCCCUGGCCCUCCAGCUGAGUCACACUUGGCUGCAGAAAAGAUGUCUACCAGAUAAAAGCUUUCCCUCCACCAGUGUUGAGAACACAAGUGUACGUCAGGCCACUUCUUUCAAGCCCAGCCCCAUCAUGGUGAAAGGGCUGGCAGACACAGAGUGGCCCGGAAGGAAUCAGACUCUGAAACACGGAGCAGUCACAUACUUCUUGGAUGGAGCUCACACCAUGCGCAGUAUGCAGGCCUGUGUACACUGGUUCAGAAAGACUGCAGCCCAACAUGAAAGGAAUGCAAGUGGACCUGUGGCCAGAGUUUUGCUGUUCAAUGCCACAGGAGAGAGAGACUCAGCAGCCAUGCUUAAACUACUGGUGCCAUAUCAAUUUGACUUUGCUGUGUUCUGCCCAAACAUCACUGAAGCCAUCGCUUCUUGCAAUGCAGACCAGCAGAACUUCAAUGUCUCGGUGGAGAACAUGUUGACUCGCUGCUUGGACAACGAGAGGAGCUGGCGUCUCCACAACAGCCUGGGGGAUAACACAGGUACACAGCUGCUCAUUGAGGACAGCCUCCCCCUGGUCCCUGAAAAGAAAACAGACACCCUGGUCUUCCCCUGCAUCCUCAGCGCCCUCCAGUGGAUCACCCAGGGCAGGGAUUCAGUGCUGGCAGACCCAGCAAAGACAGUCUUACCAGUUAAACCCAGCAUCAUGGCCAAAGCUGCUCCGCUCUGCGAUGCGGCCGAGAUCCAUGUCCUCAUCACCGGAAGCCUCCACCUGGUGGGAGGAGUACUCAAACACCUCGACCCAGCUUCUUCCAAGUAAAUGGACAAUGUUGAAAUUAGCAAUCAAUUUUAGAUACAGUUUAAAAUAAUGGGGGGUGCACUGCCUACAUACACAUUUACCUUUGUGGAAGAAAAAUAAUUUCUGUCUGUAUAGAUGAGGUUUUUGCGAUACUAGCUUUUUGGACUAUUAGUUUACGUGUUUACCUGAAAGGGAUUAGCUGCACCCACGUAUUGUGGUUGUCUUGGUAGCUUCCCUACAGUGGCUGAUGCUAGGAGCCCGCUAGUUUGAACCAAGGCAGCUCCAGGCCUCACAACGGCCCAAGCUUCACCCAGAGCCUUACAGACGGCCGCACAAACGUGUGGAGCUCGUGUCUUUAGUCUUAACUUGAAGCCAAAUAUGUUUACAUGAACUGCAGAGGCUACAUUCAGGUACACCACGAUGUGAGCUGAGUUGGCUAAACUGAUUCACUGAUGCCACCUGGAUGAACCAGAGUGGUGUGAUGGUUAAAAAAAAAAAAUGGUACAAAAACUGCAGAUUAACGGGCACCAAAAAGUGCUACCUGGAGGUCUGAGCUUUCCGGUUUUACUUACACCAGACUAUUACCUUUCAGUCUUUUUUUUUGUUUUUUAAUGAAAGCCAUUUUGCAUGGUUUCUACUUUAAUUUUGUCAGGAUUUGACAAAGUGCUUCAUACACAUGGCCUGCUCAUCUCUUUGUGGUAGAUGUGUCAAUAUUCUAACAUGAGUAUUGGCAUCAGAUGAAUUCAUGUAACUGUCAAUCAAAGUCUGUGUAAUGUUUUACACUGGAAUUAUAUUGCUAUUUAAAUGGCCCUUUAUUUAAAUUUGCAUUAUCUGACUGUAAUACAUAGUUUAUGUAUGUAUGUAUGUAUAAUGGUGAAAAAUAUUGACGCUGUAUAAAAUACACACAUCGUUGGGGUCUUGUUGGAAUGUUGUCAUGGUGAUCCAUCCAGUGAAGCUAACAGAGCUCAUCAGCUUCACAGCUGCUUCAGCCACAUCCGGUCACCCUGUAACCUUCAAAUUGAAUUUCAGUAUAAAAUAACCUACACUGACAACACUUCAAUGUUCAUGUGGACCCAUCAAGACACAGAAUGCACAUAAAUGGAACUUCUCAUUUUUAAGUAGUGAAGAUGAAAUCUGCUCAAAUCUUAAUUAUGAGGCAGUAUAAACAAAUAGAAAUGGUAUGCACCACUGUUAUGAAUAUAUUUGGUCUCCCCUUUGUGGACCUAAAACCUAACAAAAUGUGUUGUACUAGUGUACACGAUCCUUGUCUAUUCAUUGUGAUCCACAAUAAAAAUGUAGCCUUUCA